AUGGCUCCCCUGCACAACUCUAAUUCUUCUGAAAUGCAGGCUGAGAAUUCUACAAGUGAGAAUGACGUAGAGGGAAUUGUCGAGGUAGAUCGCAAAUGGCAAUCUCCACCUUCUUCCAAAACUUCCGCGACACGAUCACCCACCAUGCCACGAAGGAGUGAUGCUUCUUUGGACUUUGGAGAUGGCAUCAUUGAAAUGUCGCCCACGAAAAACUCUUCAGGUGUUUCGCCCAUCCAAUCUCCUAGCACUAAAUCACACAGCUUGUCCCCGCGUUCCAUGUUACACAGGCAAAAAUCCAACAAUAGGUUAAACAAUCUCGCUUUGGAAAUGUCAGUAACUUCCUUCACGGCCUUUGUGGACCAAGGCAUUAGUCCUCCUCCCUCAAUGCCCCAUAGAAGGGUAAGCACACACGAAGACGAUCAUGGGGGACCUCCCAAUAAUAUUUCCGAUGGAGAACUUGGUGGUGGUGGUGGUGGUAAUAAUCUAACAACUUGGCAAUCCAACCACACUGUUGGUGGCCGUCAAGAUGAUAUGUUCAUGACCUUGAACGAUGCCAAUGGUCCCACUGACGGAAAGAAGAGGCCCCGAAGGAUCCGAAGAGGUGUCCAAAGAGCCUUUUCCGAUUCCGAAUUGAGUGAGGCAUCUACAAUUAACAGCCAAAAGGAAUCCAAGAAAGAACGCAAACAAUCCAUUCUCAAGAGACGAAAAGAGCGACUGGCACGCACAUUCCUUGGUCGAGGGAAAGCGGCAAAGGUACCGAAUGCUGCACCGGAUGGUAUUUAUGACGAAGAGGAAGAAGAUGUUGUGGAUACGGACAAGGACUUGGAAGGAUUCAUCGGUAUUGCCAUUAAAAAGCAGUCAGGGCACUCCACCACCACUGACAAUGAAAGUCAUCCCCUUUCCAGUGGGGACGAUGUCGGGUCUGUGGUCACCAAAAAGACGCAGAAUGAAAUUGAUGUGGAAACCAGGUCUCGGGUGUCCAAGUCACCCAUCCGAUUUCCAGGACGGGACCGAUCUCGGAGCCGUGGUCGUGCCCGCAGUUCCAGUCGCCGUGGACGGGCCAGUGGAUCAAGUGUCGCCGCUGAGACGACCGAGAAAGCCAAAAAGAAGAAGAAAAAGAAAAAGAGCAGCUCGUUGUCCCGCCGAGGCAAAAAGGCUUCAGACAAUGACUCAACCUCUUCGUCCGACGACGAUUACGAAAAGCCACCCCGAAGUGGCUCUAAAGCAAGAGCCCCAAAGUCCCCCGGCCGCAGGAAAAAGUCUGCCAGUGCCAGACGGGCAAAGAAGGGUGGACGCAAGCCUAUAGCAGCACCCUUACAGGUUCCUCUCAACGAUGACUGGUCCCAUUCACAAAGAACAAUGACAGAUCUAGUCGUUAAUGUGCCACCAACCCAAGAAUUUGUCUCGCCCUGCACCAUUGGCAGUGGAAGGCGAUCGGUCAUGGACACUAUCACUCCCUCCAAUCGGUCCCGCAAUUCGAAGGUAUCUGCCAUCACAAUGUCGACGGGCAUGUUCAGCCCAUUUACAGCUGUCUCUUCUGAAGGCUUCUGUGACGACUUUUCAAACCACACGGAGAAUACAAAUUCCAGUCUGCGAGGCCCUAAACAUAUCCCCAAUUUGGAGGCCUCCGAACGCCAAUCCAAUACCAUGUUUACGAAGGGUAAUUUGUCUGCGGUAUUCGAAGACUCGUCGCGGGCUGAUGGAAUGGCCUUCUCUCCCUCGGUACCCACGGGAGGAAUGGUUUUCUCCUCGGCACGCACGGACGGUUUGGGCCGCUCGGGACGAAAUGAUGGAUUUGGCAUCUCGGGGCGCUCCGAUGGAUUGGGCUAUUCCGCCCGCACCGAAGGAGCGAGCCCCUACCCUUCUGGCAGUAGCAGCGAAAUGGGUGGCACGCCGCGUUCGACCUUACGAAUGCCUGCGGUUCCCAGACGGCGUCCUUCUUCCAGCGACCACAGCCUGACCUCUUCCGAUACAAAGGGGCCUCUCUUUGACAAUUCUUCCCAUGCAGAAGAAGAGCAUGACGAAGUGCCCUUUGAUCGAUUUGCCCCCAUGGUCAAAGUGCGAUCCAGUUCUGAUUUGAUGAUCCAAGCACCAGUGGAUGAGCGGCCGACCAUCAUGCUAAAGAAAUCCGCAUCGGAACGAAAUGUGUUUGCUGCGAAAUUAAAAAGCGGUGCCGAACGCGUAUGGAGACGGGGCAAGAAAAAGCCAUCUCAGCAAAUUUCGGAAUCAUAA
Cylindrotheca closterium is the source of this 2232-nucleotide messenger RNA. Lineage: Eukaryota; Bacillariophyta; Bacillariophyceae; Bacillariales; Bacillariaceae. The record is from the annotation of a GenBank genome assembly.